UGGAGGGAUAUUAGGGACAUUAGUUAAGAAUUUUAGAACCCAAUUUUAUGGAAGGAUACAAGGUACAAAAGUGUUGAUGAAGGGAGGGAAGGAAUAUGUGGGACAGCCGGUGGUAGGAGGGGGAAGAGAGGGAGUUUUGGGGUGGGGGGUUUGGUGGUGAGGGUGAGGGAGGGAGAGGGGUGGGGGAAGGAGAGAACUCAUCUAAUCAUUUCUUAUGCCUCCACCUGUUAUGUAGGGUAGGAGAGAUGCCACCUCAACUCCCACCUUUUGGUCUACCUUCAUAUACCUUUUGCCAUCCCUCUAUCCCUUCUAGUUUUUGCCCAUCACCAUACCCCUUACAACUAUCCACAUUGCCUUUUAAACCUUCUAUGCUUACACCUCCACUGUUACCCGUUAUCUCCCUAUACUUAUUACCCCUCCAUCUUCUUCGAUUCAGGAGGGGGACAAAGUUUCCUUUCCGUAUUGAUGCAAAUUUUUUCUCUUUUUCUUUCAAUGGUGGGCGACAUGAUUCGUAUGCUAUACAUGAGAGCAGCUGGCAUGUCAAGCACACUAUUUGGCUAGGACGUAAAGGAUUGGAGUGGAUCCUUUCUUGUUUUGCUGAUAUUCGUGAUUGGGUUCCGGAGAAAGUUUCCAUUUGCAAACGUUUCCAGGAAAAUAAUAAAUUGUUGGAAUUUUGUGGGAGGUCGAAUAAGGCUGGUGUUUUUGUGGUCAUAGUUAAAUACUAUGGUGGGGCUCGCUGAGGGUGUAUUAUGAUACCAGCAAACUCCAACCAUGCAGGUUGGUCUUUGUUUCAGAGUGAGUUGAAGUAUUUUUUCACUGGUGCUAAACCGGUUUCUUUGGCUUAAGUUUCAUCCAAAAAUGGUGGUGGUGGAGGUGGUCAGUCUGCUGGUGGUGACCAGAGUGGGAAACUUUUGUCUACUUAUGGUCAUCAGCAAAAGUUCAAGAAUUUUGAAAAAUUUGGAGCAAUUUUGGGGCAAAACGGGAAUCCUGGAUUACUUACAGUAAAUGGUUCAGUUUUAAAUAGCAAAGUUUUAGUUAUUAAUGGCAGACCCACGCGGGUUGUUACUUUUAAGCUGAUUCCUGCUUUAUUGGCUUUAAGAGUGAGUAAACUUGAGGGCAAGAAACAUUCUGUAACUUAUAUGGGUUCAAAGGUUCUUAGUUGGCCCAAGGCUUCAAGUGGUGGGCUAGAACCUAUAAACCAAUUUGGUGGGCUUGUCAAAGCCCAUCCCGUGGAGAUUGAUUCUUCGCUCAAGGGUACAUUGGUCAAACCCGUACUUUUAAUAGAGAGAUACAAUGGUCAACUUUCGUGGGUACAAAGGGAGAACUCAAGUGCGAUGGAGGCUCCUAGGUCGCUGGUGACUAUGGUGUUGUCGAUGUCCGCAGCGGCACUGGUGAUAGUGGCGGUGCCGGUGCCGGUGCCGGUGAGUGCGACGGAGGGGUCCAAGUCCAAGUUUUCCGAUGUGGAGGUGUCAAAUCGGAGGUUAAGGGCAGAGAACCAGACUCCGUUAGCUGGUGUUUUGAAGGAUGGGUCGACGGCGAAGCUGAUGGGACCUGGGUAUGUUGUUCCUUCUGAUCUUCGGCAUCAGGGAGAUGGCCAAAACUCUUUUUCUCCUCUGUUGGGUCUAGGUAGUGAGGAGGGUUUCUGUUUUGGAGAGAGAGAUGACUCCAUGAUGGUUUCAGGUGAGAAGGGAGAAAAAUGGAGCCAUUUGGAUGGGGUUGAGAUGUUACAGGUAGAGCCUGAGCAUCCUCUGCUGCAAUGGAAGCACAGUGAAGUUAAUCCUAGUGGUUUAUUUCAUGGAGAGGACGAGAAUGGUUCUUUGGAUUGCUCACCUUUAUCUAAAUGGGAUCCCAAUGAUCAUAAGGAGUUGGAGGUGAUCCAGGAAGGUGGUGAGGGAGAGGUUCGAGAGUCAGCGGUAAAAAACUCGAAAUGGGUUUGUAGCCUGAUGAAAAAUUUCUGUAGAAUUGUGGGGUUUCCAAUUGUUAAGCACAAAGAUCAAUGCCUGGCUCUGUUCCAUCUUUUUGAACAAGAUUGUGUUGAUGUUGUUAGUGUUGGGUCUUCUAUAGAUAUUGUGAACUCUAAGCAAAAAGGGCUUAGGGAACUCAAAGGUUUGUUUUCUUCCAUUAAUUAUGAUGGGGUAGCAUCUAAGGGGAGGAACAGAGACCUCUCACUAGGUAAAGGGGCGAUUACCAGUUUUAAAUGAGUUUACGGUUGCUAUCUUGGAAUGUUAGGGGAUUAAAUAAUCCUCAGAAGCAAGAGGUAUGUAAAAAUCUUCUCAAGGAGUGGAAGUGUGAUAUAGUUUGCUUUCAAGAAACUAAGUUGUCUUCUUUAAAUUCUUCUAUUGUUCGGAGCCUUUGGGGUAGUCCGUUCUUGGAUUGGGUUUUUCUAGAUGCAAUCAAUACAGCAAGGGGGGUGUUACUGGUUUGGGACAAGAGAGUUUUUGAAAAAGUUGAUUGUGCUGUUGGUCUGUAUUCUGUUAAUGUGCUAUUGAAAGGGGUUGUAGAUAAUUUUGUAUGGGCUUGUUUAGGAGUGUAUGGGCCUAAUUAGGAUAAUCUGCAAGGUGCUCUGUGGGAAGAACUUUCAAGGAUGCACUCCAGGUGGAAUACGGCUUGGAGUGUUUUUGGGGAUUUCAAUACCAUUCGAUACCCGAGUGAGAGACCUGGUUGUGAGGCUUUUAGUCCAACUAUGUUUGCUUUUUCAGACUUCACUGAGGCUAAUUACCUUGUGGACUUACCCCUUGAAGGGGCUUCGUUUACUUGGUUUAGAGAUUCGGGGUCUGCUUGUAUGUCAAGAAUUGAUAGAACCUUGGCAUCGGUGGGUUGGGUAGAUCACUAUGGAAACGUGUCUCAAAGGGUGCUCCCUCGGGUAAUUUCUGAUCAUUGCCCUCUUUUGGUGGUCGCGGGUAAUGUUAAAAGAGGUCAGAGUGCCUUUAAGUUCGAGAACAUGAGGUUGAAAGAAGAGGAUUUUCUAGAAAGGGUUCGGCAUUGGUAGAAUGGGUAUUGCUUUUCGGGUUCUCCUAGUUUUAUUCUGGCUCGUAAAUUAAAAGCUCUUAAAGAGAACUUGAAAUAGUAGAAUAAGGAGGAAUUUGGGGAUCUGGCCUUUAGGAAGAAAUGUCUUUUAUCUGAAUUGUUGAGUUUGGAUGCUAGGGAGGACUUGUCUGAUCUUUCUCAGGAUGAUCAAUCUCAUCGUAUUCACAUUAAAGGAGAGAUUGCUCAUCUUGCCUCUUUCGAGGAGAUUUCUUGGAGACAAAAGUCUCGGAUUCUAUUUGUGGAAGGGGACAAUAAUACUCGCUUCUUUCAUCGGGUUGCAAACUCCCAUAGAAGAACUAAUCAUAUUUGGGGUAUAGAGGUGGAUGGAGUCCUCUAUGAGGAUGAAGAAGAGGUGCAGUCUAAGGUGGUCAAUUUUUAUUAGAGGUUGUACACUGAGUUAGUUUCUUGGCGCCCUUCUAUGGACGGUUUAAAGUUUGCUAGAAUUGAGGAGGAUGAGCGGCUUGAAUUAGAGAGGGGUCUUUCUAAGGAGGAAGUGGUAAAGGUUCUUCAUGAGAUGCAGGAUGAUAAAGCCUCAAGUCCUGACAGUUUCACUAUGCCCUUUUUCCAAAAAUGCUAGUGUAGUGGAAGCAGAUGUCAUGGCAUUCUUUGAUCAUUUCCAUAGGAGCUCAGAGUUUGAAUGGUCUCUAAAUGCUUCUUUCUUAUCUCUGAUUCCCAAAAAAAAUAAUGUUGUAAUUAUCAAAGAUUUUAGGCCUCUCAGCCUAGUGGGCAGUGUGUAUAAGUUGUUGUUUAAGGUUUUAGCUAACAAAUUGAAGCGGGUGCUGGAUAAACUUAUUUCAGAGUCAUAGAAUUCCUUUGUUGGUGGCAGACAGAUUUUGGAUUCAGUACUUAUGCUAACGAAUGUUUGGACAAUAGACUGAAAUGUCGUACUCCGGGGGUGGUGUGUAAGCUAGACAUUGAAAAAGCAUACGAUCAUGUGAAUUGGGACGCUUUGUUUUAUCUGUUGGAGAGGAUGGGCUUUGGAGAUAGAUGGAGGAGAUGGCUAAAGACUUGUGUCUCUACUGUUCGCUUCUCAGUUCUAGUUAAUGGAUCUCCAACUGGCUUCUUUGGUAGCUCUAGAGGUCUCAGACAAGGCGAUCAUUUAUCUCCCUUUCUCUUUUUGUUGAUCAUGGAGGUUUUAAGUCGUAUCUUGAAGAAAACUGAGGAAAAGGGUUUCAUUCAGGGUUUUCAUAUGGGUCCUGCUAAUUCUACUGGUAUCUAGGUUUCUCAUCUCCUAUUUGCUGAUGAUACCAUUCUUUUCUAUGAUGCCUCUAGGGAGUAAAUUCUUUCUAUUAGGCUAGUUUUGACUUGUUUCCAAGCCUUUACUAGUCUAAAGGUGAAUGUGAGGAAAAGUGAAAUUGUCCCUAUUAGGGAGGUGCAUAACAUUCAGUUUUUGGCUAAUAUCCUUCAGUGCAGGGUGGACAAUUUGCCUAUAAUUUACUUGGGUAUGCCAUUGGGUACUUUGUACAAAACAGCCUCUAUUUGGAAUCCGAUCCUUGAGAGGAUGGAAAAGAGGCUUUCAGGCUGGAAGCAGCUUUAUUUGUCAAAGGGUGGUAGACUCACAUUGCUAAAGAGUACCCUUUCAAGCCUUUCGACGUAUUACCUUUCCCUUUUUACCAUCCCUAAAGCUACUAGAUUGGAACACAUCCAUAGGCACUUUUUGUGGGGUUCAUCAGUUACGUGUUUCAAAUAUUCUUUGGUGGCUUGGGAAAAGGUUUACUUACCUCAUGAGUUGGGUGGUUUAGGAAUUCGGAAGUUGGUGCAGGAAUUCGGAAGUUGGUGCCUUUUAAUCAGGCUCUAUUAGGGAAAUGGCUUUGGAGGCAUGGCCAUGAAACCUCGCAUUUGUGGCGAAGGGUCAUUGCCAUGAAAUAUGGGGAAAGAAAAGGGGGUUGGUGCACUAGGGCUUGUAGUAGGGCUCAUGGUUGUGGGUUAUGGCCGAGUAUUAGUGAAGGGUGGGAAACUUUUGCUAAGCAUUUCUCUUUUGUGGUGAGGGAUGGUUCUCGUAUUCUUUUUUGGCAUGAUAAGUGGACUGGUGAUGUUCCUCUCAAAAUUCUUUAUCCUCAGUUAUUUUUGUGUUCAGCUAAUCAGGAGGCUUGUAUUUCUAAGGUGUUAAGCCCUCUUGUGGGUGAUAAUGACAGAGUUUGGAGUUUAAGUUUUCACAGGGACUUCAAUGAUUGGGAGUUGGUGGCUUCCUACUACUUUCUUCAUUUCAUCCAAACCCGAAUUCCUAAGGAAGGAGAGUGACAGACUUUGUUGGGAUCUUAAUGGCAGUGGAAAGUUUGACACUCGGUCCUUUUAUCAUAAGAUUCGAAAUACAGCUCCUUCCACUUUCCCUUGGAAAGUUAAGGUUCCUAAAAGGGUGGCUUUUUUUAUGUGGACAGCAGCCCAUGGUUAGAUUCCAACUUUGGAUAACCUUAUGUUUCGUGGUCGCCCUUUGACGAAUCGUUGUUGUUUGUGCUGUUUUAAUACAGAAUCUGUAGAUCAACUAUUACUUUUUUGUCCAAUAGCUCAUUCUUUGUGGAUAUAUAUGCUUCGGUUGUUUGGGAUGGAAUGGGUUAUGCCAGGUUCAGUUGUGGACUUAUUAUUUUACUGGUAUCAUUAGCUUGGGAAGCAUAGCUCAGAUAUUUGGGAUUUGGUUCCAGGAUGUUUAAUGUGGACUAUUUGGACUGAACGGAAUCGACGGUCUUUUGAGGAUGAGGAGAAAACUGUGGUUCAGUUAUUAGAGUAUUGCCAGCGGACCCUCUUCGAUUGUUCUCGUUGUUGGGGUUAUUCGGAUUGUUCUACCCUUUUGGAUUUUCUUUCAUCUAUUAGUAUAGAUUAGGGGCUGCUUCUGUCUUUUUGUUUCUUUUUUCCUUUGUUCACAACCGUGAAUUUUGUGUGUUUUUCUUGCUAUUCUUUUAUUAAUAAUAUUCUCUUCUUACUUAUAAAAAAAAAAAGUGUUGAUGAAGUCAGGAUUUGCAUAUGGUUCCUUGCCCAAAAUAUUUAAAAAAAUGGUAACCAAUUAAGAAGGUAUUUUAAUUAGAUAAAAGCAAAUAUCAUUGUUAAAUUGAGGAGUGGAAAUAUGCACGAAUAAAAGAAGAAUUCAUAGCAAUCCUGGAUGUAUUAACAGGGGAUAUGGUGCCAGUCUACCAGGGAGUAUAGCUUAGUGGAGUUUUGACAAUUUGCAACUGAUUUUCAGGUUUUAUUGUCUUUCUGUGCCACAGCCUUUGCUAUCAAGAUUGUGGACAUAAAGCAGCAAUUCAGGUGGUCAAUUUGGUGAACUGCAACUCACUUUAUGAGGUAGUUAGUAGCAACAAAGUAUAGGUGCAGUAUCAUAUAAACUAGUUUAAAAAUUAUUAUGACAGAAAAGAACUCAGGAAGAGUAGAAUAGAUGCAGGAAAUAAGUCCAAUGUACAUGCUCCCUCAAGAAAAACUAUUAAAGAAAUGCAACCUUUUCAAGGGUUGAAAUUUAAGUACCAAAGAGAAGGCA
Quercus lobata is the source of this 6493-nucleotide messenger RNA. RefSeq lists its product as uncharacterized. The coding region runs from base 1140 to 2201 and encodes 353 amino acids. Lineage: Eukaryota; Viridiplantae; Streptophyta; Magnoliopsida; Fagales; Fagaceae. The transcript has 2 exons. The record is from RefSeq and is a predicted model, not a curated record.